Pogonomyrmex barbatus (red harvester ant) is the source of this 759-nucleotide messenger RNA. RefSeq lists its product as uncharacterized. The record is from RefSeq and is a predicted model, not a curated record. NCBI's taxonomy places the organism in Eukaryota, Metazoa, Arthropoda, Insecta, Hymenoptera, Formicidae.
AUGACUCGAGCCCCCGAAGCAUGGCUCGAGCCCCCGCAAAGUCUGCCAAUUGCCACUUUGUCAUCGUCUAUCAUACGAAUAUCCGACACUUUGAACUUGGCAGAUCCAUUUUUUUACAUAUCGAGACCGAUUGACUUGUUAUUGGGUGUGAAGCUCUUUUGGAGGCUCUUAUGUGUAAAUCAAAUUCAAACUGGGCAUAAUAAUGUUUUUCAAAAAACAUUGUUGGGAUGGGUAGCUGGAGGCGUUGUUGGUGACAUUGAUGGCGGUCACUCUGGUAGCGAAGAUCUGGAUUUAGUUAAACGAUUACCGCACGAUAUUGAAUGUGAACAGAAUUUUCUAAGUAUGGAAUUAGGAUUAUCGGAACAACUGGCAAUAAAACGCUUUCAUGCAUUAGAAAGAAGGUUGAGUCGAGAUCCAGUUAUUAAAAGAAAGUACAUUGAGUUUAUGCAGGAAUACCUAGCGUUGGGACAUAUGGAACCUGUAUCGCAAGCCGAAACCAAUUAUAUUAAACAGAUCACCAUAUCUGGUCAUUCGAUGUUUGCAAGAGGUAGCAAAGAUGAAGAGCGAUAUCCAAAAGCACAAUUGGCAAUAUUGAAUGACUUCUAUGUGAAUGAUUUGCUUACGGGCGCUCAUACUGUUGAGGAAGCAUUGGCUCAGCAAAUUCGAGAAAUUCUUUCGGGAGCAUUUCAAUUGCAUAAGGGCUUCAAACAAUCCGUCGAUAAUAUUAUAAUUGAAUAUAAGCGAUGCAGCCGAUUCUGA